Molecule: messenger RNA, 927 nt
Organism: Lemur catta (Ring-tailed lemur)
Lineage: Eukaryota; Metazoa; Chordata; Mammalia; Primates; Lemuridae
Gene: FOXI2
Product: forkhead box I2
Exons: 2
Coding region: 1-927 (308 amino acids)
Biological process (GO): regulation of transcription by RNA polymerase II; cell differentiation; anatomical structure morphogenesis
Molecular function (GO): RNA polymerase II cis-regulatory region sequence-specific DNA binding; DNA-binding transcription factor activity, RNA polymerase II-specific
Source: RefSeq, a predicted model, not a curated record
AUGGCCGCGUACUGCGACGGCCUGGGCUCUUGCUCGACCCCGCACGCCCAGGCCCGCGCCGCUGCGCACCCGCCGGGCUACGCGCGAGGAGAUGCGGGCGCUGCGGGCAGUGGCCCGCGCCUGUGGGUGAACGCACCCGCGCUCAGCCCCGCGCCCUGCGCGUCGGGCCCCGGCCCCGCACCCCCUUACACGGCCCCGGGCCAGCUCCUCGGCGCCGCGGGCGGCCUGGCGGGCGCCGACCUCGCGUGGCUGGGCGUCUCGGGCCAGCAGGAGCUGCUGAGGCUGGUGCGGCCGCCCUACUCGUACUCGGCGCUCAUCGCCAUGGCCAUCCAGAGUGCGCCGCUGCGGAAGCUGACGCUCAGCCAGAUCUACCAGUACGUGGCCGGCAACUUCCCUUUCUACCGGCGCAGCAAGGCGGGCUGGCAGAACUCCAUCCGCCACAACCUGUCGCUCAACGACUGCUUCAAGAAGGUUCCCCGCGACGAGGACGACCCAGGUAAAGGCAAUUACUGGACCCUGGACCCAAACUGCGAGAAGAUGUUUGACAACGGGAACUUCCGAAGGAAGAGGAAGAGGAGAGCCGAAGCCCGCGGGGCGGCGCCCUCGGGAGCUGGGAGCCCGGGAGGAGCCAAGGCGCCCGCGCUGGAGCCCCCGGGCGCCGCGUCCCCGGACGCGCAGGCCUCCCCGUCCCCGCCCGCGCCCGAGGCCGCCACCUGCUUCUCCAGCUUCGCCUCGGCCAUGGGCGCCCUGGCUGGCAGCCUUGGCACCUUCCCCGGGGGCCUGGCGGGCGAUUUUUCUUUCGGGAGGCCGAUGACGGUCGCCACCCAUCGUCCCCAGGUCCCUGGCUUUGCCCCUGCCCGCCAGACCGCGGCCACCGGCUUCCACGUCAGUCACCUCCUCUACAGCCGGGAAGGGGCCGAGGUUUGA